Messenger RNA from Quercus robur (English oak), 2537 nucleotides. RefSeq names its product wall-associated receptor kinase-like 1. The coding region runs from base 129 to 2324 and encodes 731 amino acids. The transcript has 3 exons. Gene Ontology annotation, molecular function: protein serine/threonine kinase activity; ATP binding; polysaccharide binding. Gene Ontology annotation, cellular component: plasma membrane. Gene Ontology annotation, biological process: protein phosphorylation; cell surface receptor signaling pathway. The record is from RefSeq and is a predicted model, not a curated record. Lineage: Eukaryota; Viridiplantae; Streptophyta; Magnoliopsida; Fagales; Fagaceae.
AGAAAUAUCUAGAUAUUUUUUUUUUUGGCUUAUCAUAAGAAGCCAGGGCUUGGCCUUGCUGUUUCACUCAUCAUCAUCAUCAUCAUCAUCAUCAUCACAGAGAGAGAGAGAGAGAGAGAGAGAGAGAGAUGGGAAUGACGGUGGGAAUGGUGUUUUUAUUGUGGUCAAUGAAUGUAUUUAUAAAAGCAGUGGGUUUGGGAAACAGUUCAUGUAGUGGAGCAGCAGCAGUUUGUGGGAAAGUUACAAUUCCAUACCCUUUUGGAAUUGAACCUGGUUGCUUCAUUGACGAUUCGUUUGCGAUAGAUUGCAACAACACUCUUGGCUCUCCCAAGCCUUUCUUGAGAAGAUUAGAUCUGGAGGUGCUGGACAUUUCAUUAGAGGGCACACUUCGCGUCAACUAUCCUAUGUCAUGGUGGUGUCCUAAGAGUGGGACUAAGAAUGCGACUAAGAGCGCAGCAAAUGUGAACUUAGCAUCAAGUCCCUUUUUUUUCUCAAAAUCGAGAAACAUAUUCAUUGCCAUGGGUUGUGGCAACAUGGCUCUUUUUAAAUCCAGUGAUGGCACAAUUGGUGGGUGCAUGUCCGUUUGUAAGAAAGACACCAUACAGACAGAUAACAGCAGCUGCAAUGGCAUCGACUGUUGCAAAACCACAAUCCCUUUAGAUCUCAAUGUGUUUACCGCAGGUGUAUCGGGAAAGUUCGGAAAUUUUACAAGUGCCAAAGAUUGCAAUUAUGGCUCCAUGGUAGAUCAGAAGUGGUUCGAGGAAAAUUUAACAAACCACUUUGAAGUCCGAAAAAUGUCUCAAGUUCCUGUGGUAUUAAAUUGGGAAAUAAAUGAAUCCUUAUCUUCUCUUGUAAAGGAAACUAAUUCAUCUCACUCAACCUGUCAGUUUGCAAAUGGUUCUUCGUUAUUGGGUAAUAUGAGUACGACUUUUAAAUGUACUUGCGACUCCGGCUUUGAAGGAAAUCCCUAUCUUGUUGAUGGAUGUCAAGAUAUUGACGAAUGCACAAAUCUCGAAUUAUGCAAUUUUUACGAUCUUCGAUAUCACUGUGUAAAUGUUCCUGGGCGAUACUAUUGUGAUCCAGUUUUAGAUCACAAGUCUCGCAACAAAAUUAUCAUAAUAGGUAUUAGCACAGGCAUUGGGCUAUUAUUUUUGUUUAUUGGUGGAUGGUGGUCAUACAAAGUGGUAAAAAAAAGGAAGAAUAUUAAGCGCAAGGAGAAGUUCUUCAAACGAAAUGGUGGUUUAUUAUUACAAAAACAAUUGUCUUCAAGUGAAGUGACUGUUGAGAAAACCACCAAAUUGUUUAAUUCAAAGGAUUUGGAAAAGGCCACUGACAAUUUUAAUGUGAAUAGAAUUCUUGGUCAAGGAGGACAAGGCACUGUUUAUAAAGGUAUGUUAAUAGAUGGGAAAAUUGUUGCAGUUAAAAAGUCAAAGGUAAUUGAUGAAGGAAAACUUGAAGAAUUCAUUAAUGAAGUUGUCAUUCUUUCACAAAUUAACCAUAGGAAUGUGGUUAAACUACUUGGUUGUUGUUUGGAGACAGAAGUUCCUCUGCUAGUUUAUGAAUUCAUUCCUAAUGGAACUCUAUCCCAAUAUCUCUAUGAACAAAAUGAGGAGUUUCUAGUAACAUGGAAUAUCCGCUUACGAAUUGCUACAGAAGUUGCAGGAGCUCUUUUCUACUUACACUUAGCAGCUUCUACACCCAUUUACCAUCGAGACAUUAAGACUACAAACAUUCUCUUAGAUGAUAAGUAUAGAGCAAAAGUAGCAGAUUUUGGGACUUCAAGAUCCAUUGCUGUUGAUCAAACUCACCUAACCACUGUAGUACAUGGCACUUUUGGAUAUUUGGACCCUGAGUAUUUACAAUCAAGUCAAUUUACAGAAAAGAGUGACGUUUAUAGUUUUGGUGUUGUCCUUGUUGAGCUCUUAACUGGAGAAAAAGCGAUUUCUUCUACAAGGACAAAAGAAUGCAGAAGUUUAGCCACGUAUUUCAUUCAUUCAAUGGAGGAGAACAAAUUGUUUGAUAUUAUCGAUGCUCAAGUUAUGAAGGAUGCUAUACAAGAAGAAAUCAUAGUAGUUGCAAACCUUGCAAAAAUGUGCUUGAAUAUAAACGGGAAGAAACGACCUACAAUGAAAGAAGUUGCAAUGCAAUUGGAGGCAGUCCAAACAUUGCAAAAAACUCCUAACGUUCAACAAAACCAUGAAGAGUUUGAAUAUCCCAGAACUGAAAUGUACAAGCAAUGGGAUGUCAUUUCUACAUCAACAAUGUCAGGUGUGGACAGUGGUGUAGGCUCAUCUCCAGGCUCCCGCCCACUGUUAUCUUUUUGAUUAGGCUGAAAUAAAAGCUUUUGUUGCAAUAUUUAUUUGUUUCAUCUUGUGAUGCUAUAUCUUUAGCUUUUUUUUGGGGGGGGGGGGGUAUUUUAAAACUCAUUUCAUGGAAUUAGUUCUUAAGGUGGAUUAACCUUACGCUCCUGUGGUUGUACAAUAUAGCAAAAGUCUACAUUUUGGUAUUAUAAGAAUCCCUUAGUAUUAUACGGAUCA